AUGGUUUCGCCCUCUUCUUCACCAAGAGUGGAGCCUAGCGCAUUACCAAUAGCCGCGAUGGACAAUAAGUCUCCUGUCCAGUCGCUCGACGCUGGUGAUCAAGCCACUAUCACUCCCGCGUCGCAGAAGAAGGGCGCUCGAUUUUGGCUAAUAUUCGUUGCCAUCUGCGCUUCUACGUUUCUGAGUGCCUUGGAACUCACAUCCGUAUCUACUGCACUUCCUACCAUCGUGGAGGCCCUUCAUGGCCACGAUUUCGCGUGGGUUGGCUCCGCAUAUACUCUGGGUUCCACGGCCUUCAUGCCGAUGAGUGGCGGGCUAGCCGACAUCUUCGGGCGGCGCCCAGUAAUGCUAGCUUCCCUCGUCAUAUUCGCCAUUGGGUCAGCUAUAUGCGGUGCAGCACCAAAUAUGUCCGCUCUGAUUGCCGGACGCACAAUCCAAGGAAUUGGUGGGGGUGGGAUCAUUACGCUUACUGAUAUUAUUGUCGCCGACCUUGUCUCACUCGCUGAACGCGGGCCGUACUUGGGGAUCGUCGGUGCCGUUUGGGCUAUUGCCAGUGCCAUAGGACCCCCAGUUGGAGGCGCAUUUGCUGAAAGCAACUGGCGUUGGCUUUUUUAUAUCAACAUUCCUAUUGUUGGGAUUGCAAUUGUUCUCGUGCUCUUGUUCUUGAACCUCAACACUCCCAAGGAGCCAUUCAACGAGAAGAUUCGCCGAAUUGAUUGGGUUGGAAACAUUCUGGUCAUUGCCUCGACAACAUCUGUGGUGCUUGCUUUAACCUGGGCUGGAGCACUCCAUCCCUGGAAAUCAUAUCAAGUACUUGUACCUCUUGUCGUCGGAUUGCUAGGCCUCCUGGUUACAUUUGUUUACGAGUUCAACUGGGCCACAGAACCCAUCCUCCCUCGCGAGCUGUUAUGGAAUCGAACCAGUCUCAGUGGAUAUUUGGGAGUAUUUCUUCAUGGAAUACUGGUUACUGGCAUUGUCUACUAUCUGCCCGUAUACUACCAGGGCUCAAAAGGUGCUUCACCGAUCAGGUCCGGAGUCGAUCUUUUUGGGAUCGCAUUCACCGUGGCGCCUUUUGCGAUCUUGACCGGUAUUUCCGCUGUCGUAUUCAAGAAGUAUAGGCCUCAGAACUAUGUUGCCUGGGUGAUUACCACCAUUGGGCUGGGUUUACUUAGCAUGGUCAAGGCAGAUACCUCUAUGGCGAAAUCGAUCGGUUUCCAGAUUAUUAUUGGAGUUGGUGCAGGUAUUCUUUACGCUAGCACUAAUUUCCCUGUCUUGGCCCCCCUUCCUGUCUCGCUCAAUGCAUCCGCGCUAGCCUUGCUCGCCUUCAUACGAACCUUCGCAGGGACAUACGGAGUUGCCAUUGGCUCAUCUGUUCUCCAAACCGAGCUUUCCAAACGCCUUCCUUCCGAGUUCUCGUCAAUGUUUCCGGGCGGGACUGAGAUUGCGUUUUCGGCAAUUCCAUUCAUUGGGGCCUUAGAGGAGCCACUCAGGACACAAGUCAGGGAGGCAUUUGCCGACUCGUUGGCAGUGCUGUGGAGAGUAUUCAUCGGCAUCGCAGGAGCAGGGUUUAUUUCGGUCUUUUUGAUGAAGGAGAUCCCGAUGAGCAAUGAAACAGAUGAAAGGUGGGCGAUGGAACAAGCCGAGAAUAAAGAAUCUGGGGUUGAACGAGCUUGA
This is a messenger RNA of Rhizoctonia solani, 1674 nucleotides long. Its product is annotated as major facilitator superfamily transporter. The transcript has 9 exons. NCBI's taxonomy places the organism in Eukaryota, Fungi, Basidiomycota, Agaricomycetes, Cantharellales, Ceratobasidiaceae. Bases 1 to 1674 code for a protein of 557 amino acids. Gene Ontology annotation, biological process: transmembrane transport. Gene Ontology annotation, molecular function: transmembrane transporter activity. The record is from RefSeq and is a predicted model, not a curated record. Gene Ontology annotation, cellular component: membrane.